Echinococcus granulosus is the source of this 303-nucleotide messenger RNA. RefSeq lists its product as hypothetical. The transcript is spliced from 2 exons. The record is from RefSeq and is a predicted model, not a curated record. Lineage: Eukaryota; Metazoa; Platyhelminthes; Cestoda; Cyclophyllidea; Taeniidae. Bases 1 to 303 code for a protein of 100 amino acids.
AUGGCAGUGCCUCGAGUCUUCUCUGACGUCGUAAAUCAGUAUCCGAAUAAGAAGGAAUCGCUGACCGUUUUCGAAGAGAAGGUUUGCGGAUAUUGCCUUAUUGCCACACCUCAAGGGCUAGAGCACAAAACGCAGGACUUUUGUCUGAAUGUCAAUACCUCCGGUAACAAAAGGGCAGCGGGUCAUCCAAAACGUGUUGCAACAUCACCCACGUUAAUCGCCACCGUCUGCCUCGGUGCUACGUGCAUCCACCACAAUGAGCAGGCAGGACAGCCGGCACUACUCAGUCAGUCAGAAAAAUGA